Molecule: messenger RNA, 894 nt
Organism: Triticum urartu
Lineage: Eukaryota; Viridiplantae; Streptophyta; Magnoliopsida; Poales; Poaceae
Source: RefSeq, a predicted model, not a curated record
AUGGCCGGCAGCAGCCACGGAAGAGUACACGGAGGUGGAUCACUCACCGCCGGCGCCGCCCGCUGGACAGCUUUGCCCCCUCGUUGUUUGGCCCCGCGAAAUGCUCCAAGUUCAGCGCACUAUUUAGGUUCCUCAUACGGGUAUAUAUUCUUUGAUCAGACGCAUUGCCUACUUGUCAAUGCGUACACUGGCACUAAAACGAAAUCUCCCAAACUCCGACCUGGCAAUAACUUUGGGAACUACUAUUAUGGGAUUCUCACAACUCCGCUCAAUUCGUCCAACUCGUGUCUUCUCCUUUGUUCGAACACCUCUAUGAUCCAGUGGAAGUCUGGAACACACUCAUGGGUUGAGCAGCCAUUUGCUUCUGGUGGUGCUCGCAUCCUUCAGAUCGUGUUCUUCAAAGGUCAGAUGUUUGCCAUCGGCUUUCUUCAGAGGAUCCACAUUAUGCAAUUUUUACCUCAACUUGCCAUGCAUGAAGUAGCAGUUGUGAGGGGAGGGGACAUGGUUACUGGCCACCAUUUCAAGCCAUGGUUGGUGGUAUGUGGCGAGAGGCUUCUCCUGGUUGACCUAUCGGUAGUCUCUGACGAACUAUAUGGCAUCCAUGCGAAGUGUCGAGUCUUUCACCUUGACUUGUCAACGGAACCAGCGAAGUGGGUGGAGAUAGAGAAGUUGGAGAAUUGGACACUCUUUAUUACCUUUGAUAGGAGGAACCCUACAUUUUCUUGCAUGAGCCCCGAGAGGUGGGGAGGAAAGAGCAACUGCAUUUAUGUUGCGAGACCUAUCGAAGGUUCGGAUGAACCUUGGACUGCGAUCGAGCUUGGUCAACCAGUGUCGAGCACAACCAGAGCCGUUUCAUCCAGUCUAACGAGACCGCCGUCCGCUCAUAAUGACUAA